Colletotrichum higginsianum IMI 349063 is the source of this 1881-nucleotide messenger RNA. Its product is annotated as Carboxylic ester hydrolase. The transcript has 4 exons. The record is from RefSeq and is a predicted model, not a curated record. The coding region runs from base 1 to 1881 and encodes 626 amino acids. Lineage: Eukaryota; Fungi; Ascomycota; Sordariomycetes; Glomerellales; Glomerellaceae.
AUGUCCUUCAGCGCGGCAGCUCCGCCCCGACACGGCGCCGCCUCCGCACCGGCCCAUGUAUUCGGCGGCUCCGAUGCCUCUUACAACCCACUUCCCGAUGCGGAACACGCCUCAGCCGAAUCACCUGGCUGGGAUUACACACCAGGACGUGCCGAAACCAAGUCCGGAAUCUCGUACAAGGAGUCUCAACUCGUCCACACGGAGAAGCAGCCGUGGACCGCGUCGCUUCGCGGGUGGGUGCCGGAGCUCCUCUGGUGCGUAGUGAGCACCGCCUCGGUCGCCGCUCUCGCCGGCGUCCUGAGCCGCUUCGACGGCCAGCCGCUGCCGGAGUGGCCGCUCGGGCUGACGCUCAACACCCUGAUCGCCUUCCUCGCGACCCUGGCCCGCGCCGCCUUCGUCAUCCCGGUCUCGGAGAGCAUCUCGCAGCUCAAGUGGCUCUGGUACCGCGAGGAACGGCCCUUGAAGGACUUUCAAGAUUUUGACUCGGCGAGCCGGGGGCCGUGGGGGAGUAUCCAAUUGCUGAAGACGACCAGGGCAUGGUCUCCCAGCGUGAUUUCGACCGUAGUUUUCCUUACGGCCAUCUUCACGUCGACUUUGACGCAGUCUGCCGUGACGUACCCUGUCCGUCUGGCCCGCGUCGACGGAACCGCGGUCGUCUCCCGCUCGACCUCCUUCUACUUCAACACCGCCAACGUCUUCUCCGGGGUGAACCAGCAGCACUAUACCGAGCAGUCCAUCUUCGAGGGGCUGAGCUACAGCCACACGCAGGAAUUCCCGCUUAGUCCGGCGCGCUGCCCCACGAGCGAGUGCAAGUGGGAGCCGUACACCUCGCUGAGCGUGUGCGCCAAGUUCUGGAACGUCACGGACUCGCUCAACGUCACCGUUACGCAGAGGUCUCCUCCGCCGCCGUUACGCUUCGCCUCCCUCCCGAACGGGAUCUCAGCCAACCUGAGCGGCUACUACCAGGGAAUGGUCGUCCUGAGAGGCACGCGGCGGCCCAUAGCCUCCGACGUGAACCCUGAGUCGUCCAUACUCAACUUCACCGUGCUCUACUCCCUGCGCACCGGCCCGGUCGAGAUCAUCGGCGCCGCCGAGGCGGUGCUCUACUUCUGCACCAAGACGUACGACCUCUCGUUCGCCGGCAACAUCGAGUCGAGGUCCGUCGUCGACGUCACGACUAAUGUCGAGACAGGGUCCGUCGAGCUGCCCGCGGGCCAGGGCCGCCGCGAGCUGCCGGCCAUCAAGGACCCCCUCGAGCCCGGCGCCAACUUCCCGUUCGGCGGGACGGGGCUCGGGUCCAUGGUGGAGAGCUUGGCGUAUGCCCUCAACGGCACGUACGCGGACAUGGGCGCCAGCGAUCCGAGCACGCUCGGCCUGGCGCCGGCGCGGUACUGGGCCGCGUUGCAGUACGGGGCCAAGACCCUCGAGGACCAGGGUAGGCCGGGUGUUUCGCAAGAGACCGUAAUCAACGAAGGCAUUGCGAACAUUACGGGCAACGUUGCGAGGAGCUUAUCGAACCGGCUGAUCAAAGGCACCCCCAGGAUAACAAAAGACACCACCAAUGUCACGGGCGACGUCCUGGCCGCCGAGACCUUCGUCCAGGUCCGCUGGCCCUGGCUCGCCUUCAUAUCCUCCCAGGUCGCCCUCUCCGCUCUGCUCCUCGCGAUCGCCAUCAUCCAGACCAGGGUGGCGCGCAUCGGGGUCGUCAAGAGCUCCGUGCUGCAGGGGCUGGUCGCCGUCAACUCCAAGGACAAGCAGGCGCUGGAAAUCUGUCUCGCGCAGCGGAAGCACCAGGACGAGGUCGACGAGAUUGUCAGGAGGGGACCUGGGAUCGCGUGGAGUCUGGGAAUGACGGAACGUGGGUGGAAACUAGGCUGCUAG